This is a messenger RNA of Coregonus sp. 'balchen', 1849 nucleotides long. The record is from the annotation of a GenBank genome assembly. Lineage: Eukaryota; Metazoa; Chordata; Actinopteri; Salmoniformes; Salmonidae.
AUGAUGUAUUUUAUGAGGCUAGACUGGUUGGGGUCGCGGGCAGAGCUGCUGUGGACCUCCAGGUUCCUUCAUGGGGAUGAGAUGAGCCUGGGGUUCACCCAGAGGGAUGAGUUGAGCAGGACCUAUGGAGAGAACCAAGACGAGACCAGGGAGUCCCCGACCACCUCCAGCCAAUAGUGGGGGAAUGAUGAGACACUUACCAGUCCCUCCAGCAGCAACUGUCUCAAAAUCACCACCUGGGAGGUGGGAUGGAACGUGACCAAUGCCAUUCAGGUACCUAGAUUUCAGACUUCUGACCUUAUGUUUUAUGUGUUUUUCCCACUCUCAAGAAAUGUCUGUGGAUGAUAAUGAAUGUUAGAGAGUGCACUGGAUGAGCAUUACCGGUAUUGCGUUGUUGUUGUUGUUGUUGUUGUUGUUAUUGUGCCUAGAGGAUGCAUUGGAAAUAUAUUUAAUGGAAGAAACAGAAAAGCUGAGAAUAAUCAUGUGUAAAAUGUUUGUAAACUAGGCCAUUUCAAUAACUACAGCAUAAUUGUAGUGUGUAAGUAAAUGUGCAUUUCAGCAGUUUUCCCCCUAUUCGUAUUCGAAUCAACAGUGUCCCAGCCUUUUUAAUAUGAUCAUUAGGCUACUUACUUGUGUUUGUGUUCACAACAUUUUCUAUGCCAGAGCAUGAUUAAUUGAAAAUCUGUUCACAACUUCAUCUGUUCAGAUCUUAUCUUGUCAUACCAUCAUCAUACUUUUCCAACAACACUAAUUACCCAGUGUCCUAUUGUCUUUCCUGACUCUAUCUAUGUAGUGCAUCUACAUAUUUACUCAGAAUCGCAUUAUAAACAGAGUUUGUUUACUUAGCUACAUUGUUCUGCAUUGUGAUUUGACUAGAAGCCAGACUGUGCUCAGACUAUCCAAUUAGGAGUUUGUUGCCAGAUUUGAUUGUUGUGUUAAUGUUGUGUACUGAUUAGUCUAGAGUACAUGAAGAAAUCAUCCUUUAAUGUGUGUCAAUUUUCAAACAAUCAUGUCUCAGGCAAAGAUCUGUAAUUUACACUCUCCUUGGUGAUGACUCACACUUUAUUAGAAAAAUCACUGCAUGUUCCCACUCUUUCUGUUGUUCACUUGUUUUUUCCUUUCUCCUAGGGUGUCUUUUUUCUGGGGCUGCCUUACGCACUCCUUCAGAGUGGCUACCUAGGACUGCUUCUGCUCGUUCUGGCUGCGGUCAUCUGCAACUACACAGGUAAGAUCCUCGUAUCCUGCCUGGACAACGAGGAGGGCCAGCCCAUACGAGUGCAGGACACCUACGAGGACAUCGCCAACACCUGCUGUAAGCGCAUUUGCCCCCUGCUGGGCGGCCGGGUGGUGAACGCAGCACAGGUGGUGGAGCUGAUGAUGUAUCCUCUACCUGGUGCUCAGCACCAACAUCAUGUGUCACAGCUUCUCCUUCCUACCACUGCCCCCCGCUGCCUGGUCCGUGGUGACCUUCCUGACCCUGGUGCCCUGCAUGCUGAUCCGGGAACUGAGGGUGGUCGUGGUCUCCAGACUCAGCCUGCUCUGCUCCCUGGCCCAGUUCCUCAUCACCUUCAUCGUGGUAGCCUACUGCCUGCACCAAGCCCACCGCUGGUCCUGGAGGAGGACGGUCCUCUUGGUGGACUUUGACAGGUUCCUGGUGUCCGUGGGGGUCAUCAUCUUCAGCUACACCUCCCAGAUCUUCCUGCCCACCCUGGAGGGAAGCAUGGAGGACAAGGGGGACUUCUCCAACAUAAUGAGCUGGACAUACUCCCUGGCUUGUGUAUUGAAGACCACCAUCUCUGUGCUGGCCUUCCUCACCUGGGGGCGAAGAUAUCAAAGAGGUGAUCAUUGA